GUGUAUAUGUUUACAAAUUGUGCAAAGAAAAACAAAUAGAUUUUGUGUGCAAUCAUUGAGUAUUGACAAGGCAUGUCAUUUAAGUAUCGCGCUUUGCGGGAUAUACGACCAUACAAUGGUUGCAUUCCCCAACUAACGAAACCUUUACUUCGGGCUCUUAUUCAAGCCUCGGUGCAUUACUUGGAGUCCGAAAAAUGUUCUCCUGAAAUUUUGGACCUGGCUUUAAAUAAGCUUUAUGCGCGACAUGAGAUUCCAAAAAAUUUUUGUCAAGUUUUCUCCAUGGUGCUAACGACAAUGCAAAGUUUUUUGCGCUGCCCAAAGGGUGGAGUGAUGGACCACGAAUUUCGAGAGUUUUUAAAAGACUUAAAGUUUCCAGAUGAAUUUAUUGAUGAUCUUUGCAAUGUCCUAUUUAACUAUCGGGCCACGCUAAGUAGAAGCCUUGCAGAAACCAAAAUAGACAGACCCAAAAUUAUAGGCAUGCAAUGGCGUAUAAACAUCUCGUUGGCUACCUGUGUCGCACAAGUAUCUACCCCCACUAUAGUGUUAUACUUCAACUUAAAUAAUGGAGAGCACCGAACUCUGGAGUUGCCAUUGACAAUGUUUGAUCGCCUGCGUUAUAAUGUUGCUUUAUUAGUGAAUGGACUGCAGUCUUUGCAGAAUCGAACUGCAUUGAAAUCGUUUUGAAAAUCUAUGCGCAUAUUUUCUACAUAACGUAAUAAGAUAAAUUAUAUACAAAUAAAACAAAUGAGAAUUUUUGUCUUGGAGGCAGUAAGAAA
Messenger RNA from Scaptodrosophila lebanonensis, 776 nucleotides. RefSeq lists its product as uncharacterized. Gene Ontology annotation, cellular component: nucleus. The transcript is spliced from 3 exons. The record is from RefSeq and is a predicted model, not a curated record. Lineage: Eukaryota; Metazoa; Arthropoda; Insecta; Diptera; Drosophilidae. The coding region runs from base 73 to 684 and encodes 203 amino acids.